UAGUGUAAAUUUCAGACUUACUCUUACACAACCGGGUCUUUUCUUCAUUCUGCCUGCUUCACUCACCGGUGUGUGCCGUGGCUCCACGUUUCUCUUUUUUAAUUUCUCCUCCCGACAACUCGUUGGAAAUGAGUGGGGAUCAUUACCACAACGAGGACCAGAUUGACUGUGGCUCUCGAGUCAAUGACUCUCACAAGCAUAAAGACAAGUACAAAGAGAAGGAACACAAACAUAAGGACCACAAGAAGGAUAAGGAACGGGAGAAGGCAAAGCAUGGCAACGGCGACUACAAGGACCCCUCUGACAAGAAACACAGAGACAAGGAAAAGAUGAAGCACAAAGAUGGCAGCACAGACAAAUACAAGGACAAGCACAAGGAGAAGAGGAAGGAGGAUAAGAUGAAAUCCCUUGAUGGUAAAAUCAAAAAAGAAAAAGAGAAUGGCUUUGCCAGCCCUCCUCCACAUGUGAAGUCUGAGCCCGAAGAUAACUUUUACCACUCUCCUAAGUCCCUAAAAAGAGAACGGGAUGAUGAUAACGACUCUGAAUUCAAGCCCAAGAAAAUAAAGACCGAAAAUGACAAGAAGGCCAAGAAAAGGAAACCAGUUGAGGACAUCAAGUCAAAAAAGAUAAAAAACAAAAAAGGAGAAGUGGCCGAUGGGAAAAAGAAAGCAAAGAAAGAGCCAGAGGAGAAGUGGAAAUGGUGGGAAGAGGAGAGAUACACAGACGGUUCCAAGUGGAAGUUUCUGGAACACAAAGGGCCGGUCUUUGCUCCCCCAUAUGAACCUCUUCCUAGCCAUGUCAAAUUUCACUAUGAUGGUAAAGUCAUGAAGCUCAGUCCAGAAGCAGAAGAGGUGGCCACAUUCUUUGCAAAAAUGCUCGACCAUGAAUACACAACGAAGGAUAUUUUCCGCAAAAACUUCUUCAAAGAUUGGAGGAAGGAAAUGAACUCGGAGGAAAAGAGUAAGAUCACAGACCUGAAAAAGUGCGACUUCGGUGAGAUGAGCGAAUACUUCAAGGCACAGUCUGAAGCCAGAAAGGCCAAGACGAAGGACGAGAAACUGCAAACAAAGUUGGAGAACGAACGCCUCCUUCAGGAGUACGGCUUCUGCAUCAUGGACAACCACAGAGAACGUAUUGCUAACUUUCGCAUUGAGCCCCCGGGCCUGUUCCGUGGUCGUGGAGAUCAUCCAAAGAUGGGCAUGCUCAAACGCCGCAUCAGGCCUCAAGACAUCAUUGUCAAUUGCAGCAGGGACUCCAAGCACCCUGAGCCUCCCUCGGGCAAAAAGUGGAAAGAGGUUCGUCAUGACAACAAGGUGACAUGGCUGGUGUCGUGGACGGAAAACAUUCAAGGCUCGAUCAAGUACAUCAUGCUCAACCCCAGCUCUAGGAUCAAGGGAGAGAAGGAUUGGCAGAAGUAUGAAACAGCCCGUGGGCUGAAGAAAAUCGUGGACCGCAUCAGGAACCAGUACCGUGAAGACUGGAAGUCCAAGGAGAUGAGGAUCCGACAAAGGGCUGUGGCUCUCUACUUCAUCGACAAGCUGGCCCUGAGAGCAGGAAAUGAGAAGGAGGAAGGAGAGACCGCCGACACUGUGGGCUGCUGUUCCCUGAGAGUUGAACACAUCAAACUCUACCCAGAUAAUGAUGGUCAGGAGUUUGUGGUGGAGUUUGACUUCCUGGGUAAAGACUCCAUCCGCUACUACAACAAAGUCCCUGUGGAGAAAAGGGUAUUUAAGAACCUUCAGUUGUUUAUGGAGAACAAGGAGCCUGAUGAUGACGUGUUUGAUCGCCUGAACACUUCUAUUCUGAACAAGCACCUUCAGGAGCUGAUGGAUGGUCUGACUGCCAAAGUUUUCCGUACCUUCAACGCUUCAAUCACCCUGCAGCAGCAGUUGAAGCAGCUCACAAGUGCGGAUGAGAACGUUCCAGCCAAGAUCCUGUCCUACAACAGGGCCAACAGGGCUGUGGCCAUUCUGUGUAACCAUCAAAGAGCUGCACCGAAGACCUUUGAGAAGUCCAUGCAGAACCUGCAGACUAAGAUUGAUGCUAAAAGGGACCAGCUUGCUGACGCCAGGAGAGACCUGAAAAGUUCCAAGGCUGAUGCCAAAGUACGGAGAGACGAAAAAUCCAAAAAGUCUGUGGAGUCAAAGAAGAAGGCGGUUGAGAGGAUAGAAGAGCAGCUGAUGAAGCUGGAGGUGCAGGCGACAGAUCGUGAAGAGAACAAGCAGAUCGCCCUCGGCACAUCCAAGCUCAACUAUCUGGACCCUCGCAUCUCUGUGGCUUGGUGUAAGAAAUGGAACAUUCCCAUUGAGAAAAUCUACAACAAAACCCAGCGGGAGAAGUUUGCCUGGGCCAUCGACAUGGCAGAAGAUGACUUUGAAUUUUAAAUCCCAGAUUGUGGUUUUAACUGAAACACUUUUUAUUUUGUUUUUAAUCGGAUACUUUUUUUUUUUUUUUUAGCUUAACUGAAUUUUGCUCACUGGCCAGACCUGGCAAAGCAUUUCAGAAAGUCUGAGCAGAAAAAACAACAGCGACAUGAUAAGACGAAAAGAUGAGGCCAUAAUGAAAUCGGCAGGAGGGUGUUGUGGGUACUCUAAACAUCUGAUCUGAGAUCAGGCUACAAGGCUGAACUAUAACCACAGCUGAGCAAAGGCACAGGCAUAGUCUCAGUAAUCUGAAGACCCUUUUACCUUUGUCAAUGCUUGAACUUUGAACGGUGUGGUCCUAUAGCUACUGUAUUAAGCAAAAAGAAAAAAUGCUUUUUAUUAUUAGUUUCUUUGUUCAUUUGCUCUGUAUUUUAGCCCUUCCAUGUAUUAUUAAUGAAUUCUAUAUUUUGAUAGACAAAGUUAAAUCAAAUGAAUUCCUUAAAUACACCCCACGCGCCUUCGAGGAGAUGUGAGAUUGCCUUUUGAGGUGUGUGCGUGCAUGUGUGUAUGAGGGACUCGACCAUGGAAGCUGUCUGUUUCGGUGAAUAUUUUAAACUGGACUAUGUUGAAUUGUUCAGCAUGAAAGAGGAUGUAUGGGCAGGCGAAGGGGGAAUACUGCAACCAUGUCAAUAUUUACUUAAGCAAACAGAAUGUGAAUAUUUUGUUUUACAUCCUCUAUCAGGGACUUCUUUUUCAGUGUAAAUGUGAACCAAUCAUUUGUAUUCCUUUGAGUUGCAAGCAUCCUCUGAAUCUCUGCCUAGCCCUGUCUACAUCUGGUUUUAACUUAAUUUAACAAUUGUUCCAAGGAAAAAAAACAUGCAUUUGUUACUUGAAGAUGUAUUUAAAGUUGGUAAAUCAAGUGUUUUUCUUCAGGAAGGGUAAGUGAGGGACAAACUUUGCCAAAAAAAAAAUUCUCCAUCUGUUACAAUUUUAGACAUCUUUUUUAAUUAUGUAAAGGUCGAGGAUAAGAUAAUGUAACAUUUAAUGUGAAUUAUCAGUUCAUUUUAUUCCACUCUGCUCCACUUAUGAUAGGAAAGUUGAUGUAAGUAGCUGUAAAGUCAACAGCCUUUUCCUGUUAUACUUUUAUCGUCAUAGCCUUUGAUCAUGUUUGAGUUUUAUUCUCAUUGUAGGUUUAAAAAUGAAUAAAAUCCUACAGGUAAA
Pleuronectes platessa (European plaice) is the source of this 3584-nucleotide messenger RNA. It is a transcript of the gene top1a, whose product is annotated as DNA topoisomerase Ia. The transcript is spliced from 21 exons. NCBI's taxonomy places the organism in Eukaryota, Metazoa, Chordata, Actinopteri, Pleuronectiformes, Pleuronectidae. Gene Ontology annotation, molecular function: DNA binding; DNA topoisomerase type I (single strand cut, ATP-independent) activity. Gene Ontology annotation, biological process: DNA replication; chromosome segregation; DNA topological change. Gene Ontology annotation, cellular component: chromosome; nucleolus. Bases 129 to 2384 code for a protein of 751 amino acids. The record is from RefSeq and is a predicted model, not a curated record.